Molecule: messenger RNA, 2446 nt
Organism: Cololabis saira (Pacific saury)
Lineage: Eukaryota; Metazoa; Chordata; Actinopteri; Beloniformes; Belonidae
Gene: ncaph
Product: non-SMC condensin I complex, subunit H
Exons: 18
Coding region: 122-2188 (688 amino acids)
Biological process (GO): mitotic chromosome condensation
Cellular component (GO): condensin complex
Molecular function (GO): chromatin binding
Source: RefSeq, a predicted model, not a curated record
CCUUACGUAAACCGUCCGGCGCAAAAAUUCAAACACUGAACAGGAAGAAAAAGUGCAACUUGCUUUCGUUCUUUUGUGAAACAUUACGGAUUAUAUUCUUUCCAGUUUUUUAUCAUUUGAGAUGAGUGCAGUCUCCACACCUGUCUCCCGAGUACGUUCAGGAUGGACAUCGUCCUCUCUCAAGAACAAGGGCCUGUCCCCCGUAUCCUGCAGCACCCCACUGCUGGCAGCCUUUCCUGGCAAUGAUGAUGAGCAGGAGCGGCGGCAACGCCGAAGGUCAAGAGUUAUUGACCUUCAAGCUGCCACCGACUCUUCUUUCAAUGACUCUACCACUCACAGUGCUGCGGGGACCCCUGCUGCUGUGCCCAAGUUAUCAAAUGCUCAGAUUUCAGAACACUAUUCCACCUGCAUAAAACUCUCCACUGAGAAUAAAAUCACCACCAAGAAUGCCUUUGGUCUGCAUUUAAUUGAUUACAUGGCUGAUAUUUUAAAGCAGAAGGAUUCUGAGCUUACUAACUUUAAGGUUGCAGCUGGCACUCUGGAUGCCAGUACAAAGAUCUAUGCUGUGAGAGUGGAUGCUGUUCAUGCUGAUGCUUACAGGGUGCUGGGUGGCCUGGGAGGCGAAACAAAACCUGGGGAGGAUCAUGGUCCUCAAGAGGCGGAUGGAGAUGAAGGUGGGGAAGUGACUGCCAAACAGCCAAAGAAAAAGAGGCCUCCUAAGAAGACGGUGGAGCAGAACUUAGGCAACAUUAACAGUGCAGAUCCUGAGAGGAGGUGUGAGGUGGACCCCAUGUUUCAGCGGAUGGCUGCAUCCUUUGAUGAAACCAGCACAGCGGGCGUCUUCUUGUCUGUUCUCUUCAGUGAGAACAGUCGCUGUGAGCUGCUCUUUCCGUCUUACAUGACCCUCCUGCAGUCCAGCCCCUCCUAUUGUCCUCCAUCGCCACAAGCCGUCCCUACAUCCCCAUUUAUGGGCGGACUUAAGCGUUCCCAGGAGAAAUGCUCGAUCUGCCCCUCAUUGCAGGACUUCUCCUUCACAAGCUGGAACCCUGAGCAGACCAUGAAUCAGCUCCUGGAGAAGAUAAAGCACGGUGAACAUGUGUUUGACGUGAACGCUGAGCCGGAGCCAGAACCAGAGGAGGACAACUACCCUGACUUUGAUGCCGACUGUGAAGACGGGUCGGGAGAUUAUGAGGAGGGAUCUAAGGAGCUCAAGGAGGCCUGUGAGCCCUCUGGCUCUGGCAAAGGAAGGGAUGUGAUUCCAAUUGGAGAGGGAGACAUCAACACGAUGUGCCUGCAGCUGUCCUCUGAGCCCAGAGAGUACUCGUACUUCAGUCCCAGGACCAUGGCCACAUGGGCCGGACCUGGAUACUGGCAGUUCAAACCUAAACACAAGUUGGAUCAUUUGCCUGACAAGGAGACACGGAAAAGGAAGCCCAAGAAGGUGUUUGAAAUGGACUUUGAUGAAGACGUCAACUUUGAUACCUUCUUCCGCUCAACAAGGGCGGCCACCACUAACAUCAAGUCAGCCCUCAGUGUCAGCAACAAAAAAAACACUUUACCCACAGAUUUCCAGUUUCCCCCAGAGACGCUCUCCCAGCUCAGUCUCAAACCCUCCAGUUCGUUGACUAAAGAGGCCCAGAAGAGGCUUUCUGGGGAGCUCGGAGAAGGCAUUGGUGAUUACGACUACGACAACGCUAACGAUACAGCCAACUUCUGUCCAGGUCUUCAGGGUGGUGACAGUGAUGACGAUGCUGAAGGAUUUACUGGUUCAGACGACAUGCAGCCUUCGGGUGACAGUGUACCGACGGGAUCACAGGAUCUCGAGAGCGUGUCCACGUACGGCGAAGCAGAUCUGGUACCUGAGCCACACAGGGUCAACAAAAUUGAAAUAAACUAUGCUAAGAUGGCAAAGAAAAUGGACAUGAAGAAGCUAAAGAACAGCAUGUGGACCUUUCUCACUGAAAGCCCAGAAAAACCAAAGCAGGAGACAGCUGUGACAGAAGUGUGUGGAGAGAAAGCCUUCAGUCAGACCACAAAAGCCCUGCUUCAAAGCUUGCCAAACACGAUGGCUCAGAACCUGUCGGUGCCUCUGGCGUUUGUUGCUCUGCUUCAUCUUGCCAACGAAAAGAAUUUGGAGCUGGUGAAGGUUGAUGACAUGUCGGAUAUCAUCAUCAAACAGGGCAAUUGAGAAGAAGAAGAUGAUGAUGAUAGGGGUUGGAAGUAGAGCCCGAUUUUAUUUUCUCUUUUCUUACUUUUUCCUUCUUUCUUCUUUGUGUAUAUCUGGUGUUUUUGUCAGUGACUUCCCUGUUUUGUUUUUUUUUUCUUUUUUUUGAGUCUAUAUCCAAUAAGGAACAAACAUUAUUCCUUUUUAACAGCAUAACUUUUUUCCUUUUCAUUUUGUGAUUUUAAUGUAUAUCUUUUGUGUAGAUAACUGAUCUGCUCAUCA